Thecamonas trahens ATCC 50062 is the source of this 3735-nucleotide messenger RNA. RefSeq lists its product as uncharacterized. Gene Ontology annotation, cellular component: m-AAA complex; membrane. Gene Ontology annotation, biological process: protein-containing complex assembly; mitochondrial protein processing. Gene Ontology annotation, molecular function: protein binding; ATP binding; ATP-dependent peptidase activity. The coding region runs from base 1 to 3735 and encodes 1244 amino acids. The transcript is spliced from 5 exons. The record is from RefSeq and is a predicted model, not a curated record. Lineage: Eukaryota; Apusomonadida; Apusomonadidae.
AUGGUGGCAUGGCCUACGGGGACAAAGACAAGCCGAGGACCUCAAGGGCGUGCAGAAGCCCAAGGAGUGGUCGCUGGAGCUGCUCCCCCGGCGGCCUACUGGAACAACCCGGUGACCUCGCUUUGCUCGCGCUUUGCGCACACCUCGACCAACAAGCAGCCAUUUCCGGUCAACGCGGUCUGCUGGACUCCCGAGGGCCGGAGGCUGGUCAUGGGGGUGAGCUCGGGCGAGUUCUCGCUGUGGAAUGGGCUCUGCUUCAACUUUGAGACGCUGCAGCAGAGUCACGACAAGGCGGUGCGGGCCAUGGAGUGGUCGCACGACGAGGACUGGAUGAUUUCGUGUGACGACGCCGGAGUGGUCAAGUACUGGCAGCCCAACUUUAACAAUGUCAAGACGCUGCAGGCGCAUGAGUCGCCCAUCCAGGACAUCUCGUUCUCGCCGACAGACAUGAAGUUUGUGACGUGCUCGGACGACACCUCGCUCAAGAUCUGGGACUUUAACAACGUGCGCGAGGAGACAAGCCUCUACGGCCACCAGUGGGAGGUCAAGACUGUCCAGUGGCAUCCGGAAAAGUGCCUCAUUGCCUCGGGCUCCAAGGACCGACUCAUUAAGCUGUGGGACGCGCGGACCGGCAAGAGUCUCACCUCGAUCCACGCCCACAAGGAGUGCGUCCAGUCUGUCCACUGGAACCCUGUGAACGGCAACUGGCUGCUCUCGGGCUCGCGCGACCAGCUCAUCAAGCUCUUCGACAUUCGCAUGAUGCGUGAGGUUCAGAGCUUCCGCGGCCACUCCAAGGAGGUGUGCUCCGUCCGCUGGCACCCUAUCCACGAAGAACUGUUUGCUUCCGGCGGCUCGGUUGGUGAUGUGCUGUUUUGGCUUGUUGGCCACGACGACGUGCAGGACUCGAUCCUCAACGCCCACGAGUCGCAAGUCUUUGCCCUCGACUGGCACCCGAUGGGUCACAUCCUCACUUCCGGCUCCAACGAUCGCUCCGCCAAGUUCUGGUCGCGCCAGCGCAUGGGCGACACAGAGCGCGAGCUGUACAACCCGGAGGCCCGCAAGGCCGCUCGCAUGAUGGCCCUUCACCAGCAGGUCGCCGCUACCCAAGUCUCGUCUACAGAAGUCACCGAGUUCUCUACACCGCUGGCCGGCUUUGGCCUCGACGCCGACACCAAGCUCGCGGUCCCAGCCCUCCCACUCAAGGCAAAUCCCGAGGUCGCCGCACAGGUCGCAGAAGCCACACGCAACAUCAAGUCAUCGCUGGUCAAGCCCGAGAAUGGUGCUCGCCGCGGGCCGGAGACCAAGUUUGUCCCGCCAGGCGCCCGCCCGCUGCCGCCUGGCAUUCGCGGCCCACCGCCCUAUGUGGCGGAUCGGUGCUUCGCUGGCGCCGCGGGUAGCCCCGGCGCUCGGGCCAUGGCGGCUCGUCUGACGCGCUCGGCGGCCAGUCUGGCCAGCGUGAUGCCGGCGUCGCUGGCGUUUGCGCGCCACGCAGGAAGCGGACAGCUCCGUGGGAUGGCGACCGAGGCCGGUGGGCCGCUCAGCGCUGUCCGCGGAUGGAUGCAGAACGCCAUCAAGGGCUUUGAGAACUUUGACGAGGGCGGGGCGAGGAAGCGCAAGGCUGGCGACGAUGCGGCAAGUAAGGAGAGCGGGAGUGAGCAAAGAGCACGGCCGGAGAAGAAGAAGGGCGAGGAUGGCGGAAGUGGCAAGCCGCCGCCGCCGGAGAACGAGCCGUCGACGGCGACGGUGGCGUCGCUGGUGGCGUCGAUCGGGCUCUUUGGUGCGGUGCUGUAUAUGAUGCCGAGCCGUGAGGCUGCCGACGGCGGCCCGCGCGAGAUGACGUUCCAGGACUUUAAGCGCGACUACCUCUACACCGGCAAGGUCGACCGGCUGGAGGUGAUGAACGGCGAACAGGUGCGGGUGUUUGCGUACGACUAUGUUCCUGGUGGGGCGGACGGGACAGAGAGCGUGGCGCUCGAGGAGACGCCCGGCACCUCGAUAGGGCUGGGCAAGGCGCCCAAGUUUGUGGGUGUUUUCUCGAUCGGGUCUGUGGAGACGCUUGAGCGGCAGAUGGACGAGGCGCAGUGGGAGCUGGCACUUGCGCCGGAGGACUACGUGCCGAUCACGUACAAGUCGGAGAUGAUGAUGUCGUCGAUCAUGAUGGCAGCGCUUCCGACGCUUGUGCUCAUCGGGUUCUGGAUCUGGGCCAUGCGGCGGUUUUCGGGAGGCGGAGCCGGGCCAGGCGGACCGGGCGGCUCGGGACCGGGCUCGCUCCUCUCGAUCACCAAGGCCAAGACGACGACGGCCGGGAGCGUGGCGGUCCCGGUCAAGUUUGCAGACGUGGCCGGAAUGGACGAGGCCAAGCAGGAGAUUGUCGAGUUUGUCGAGUUCCUUAAGCACCCGAGCAAGUUUACGGAGCUCGGCGCCAAGCCGCCCAAGGGCGCGAUUCUUGUGGGCCCGCCGGGAACAGGCAAGACGAUGCUGGCCAAGGCCAUGGCUGGUGAGGCCGACGUGCCAUUUUUCUCCAUCUCGGGCUCGGACUUUAUCGAGAUGUUCGUGGGCGUCGGCCCGUCACGGGUCCGCGACCUGUUCAAGCAGGCGCGGGCGACGACGCCGUCAAUCAUCUUUAUCGACGAGAUCGACGCGAUCGGCAAGAAGCGGUCGUCGGGCGGGUUUUCGUCGGGCGGGUCGGACGAACGCGAGAACACACUCAAUCAGCUGUUGGUGGAGAUGGACGGAUUCGACUCCAAGGACGAGGUGGUGGUGGUAGCGUCGACGAACCGGGUCGACAUCCUCGAUCCGGCGCUGCUGAGGCCAGGGCGAUUCGAUCGCCAGAUCGCGGUGGACAACCCGGACAUUCGCGGGCGCGAGGACAUUUUCAAGGUUCACCUGGCCAAGGUCAAGCUCGCCGAGACGGACAGCGCGGCCGUGGACAAGCUCCGCGCGCGGCUUGCCGAGCUCACGCCCGGCUUUUCCGGCGCCGACAUUGCCAACGUCGUCAACGAGGCCGCUCUGCUUGCUGGGCGCUACAAGGCGUCGGGUGUCGAGUACUCACACUUUGAGGCGGCCAUCGACCGGGUCAUUGGCGGCCUCGAGCGGCGGUCGCGAGUGCUCUCGCCCGAGGAAAAGGUACGCGUUGCGUACCACGAGGCCGGCCACGCACUUGUGGGCUGGCUGCUGGAGCACACCGACCCGCUGCUCAAGGUCUCGAUUGUUCCGCGCGGGCAGGCUGCACUCGGCUACGCGCAGUACGUGCCCAAGGAGCGGUUCUUGUACGCCGAGGAGGAGCUCCGUGACCGGAUCUGUAUGAUGCUCGGCGGUCGGGUGGCCGAGGAGCUCAAGUUUGGCGUCAUCUCGACCGGAGCCCGCGACGACCUUGACAAGGUGACCAAGCUCACCUACUCGCUCAUCACCAAGUUUGGCUUUUCGCCGUCGAUCGGCCAGCUCUCGUUCCCGGACCAGGGCGAGAUGGAGUUUGAAAAGCCGUACUCGGAGGAGACCGCUGCAGCCAUCGACCUCGAGGCCCGCGCCAUCAUCGAUGACGCCUACGCCCGUACCAAGGACGUCAUCGGCGCGCACAUGGACAAGCUCGAGGAAAUCGGCAAGCUGCUGAUGGAGAAGGAGGUGAUGCGGACCGACGACAUGCUCGCCAUCCUCGGCCCGCGGCCGCACGACCCGCCAGCCGAGCCAGAGACCAAGGCGUCGAGCGCCCCGGCGGCGCCGGCCGACUCGGCCUAG